AUUUAAAACUUAGAAGCAACAACAUCCUUGUACCUCUUUCAUUCUUAUUUUGCCUUUGCCCGCGUAUGUAUAAUAUACCAACAUUUUUUCCUUCUGGUUGUUGGUACCAAGCAAAUGAUAAAAAAAAUCUCAGUGUAAGUAUGCUAGUAACUGCCAAGGUUUGCUGAAUCUGUAUUCGCUCAAUUUAAAGAGGCAACAGGUGACUUCAUCUCAUAUUAGACGACAGAAACAAUGGCAAUGCAGGGUUGUUAUUGUCACUAUACGAAGUUGGCAACUCAAAGAAGAACACUGGAAAAUCUCAGUUUUUCAGGCUCAAUUUCGGUUAACAAAUUGUCAAAGAAUGAAAGGACCAGAACAUGUGAUCCAUUAUCAGCAGGGAACAAUCAAUUUCAUAGGUUACUGGUGAAAAUGCGGCAGACAGAAAUGCCUGCCUCGAAGUAUGGAACAAAUGGUAAAGCUGUUAGAAUGGUAGGGACAAAUGAGUUAGUGAAAAGAAAGAGAAUGUUAGAGAAUAAGGUGUUGAAUGGUUCAGCAACUUCAAAGGUAGUGAGAAAAAAUGGUAUCACAGGCUUGAACAAGACAGUGAAAUCUAGAAGGUCAUUGGAAGAGCUAAAGGUUUUAGCCACAGAUGAAGGUUUCAGUUGGGCCAAUGAAAAUUACAGUUCCUGGCAGAGGUCUAUUGAUGUUUGGUCUUUUGUGGCUUCUUUACGCAUUCGGAUUAUGUUGGACAAUGCAAAAUGGACAUAUUUCGGAGGUUUCACAGAGGCAAAGCAGAAAAGCAGAAGGCGGAAAACUGCCUCGUGGUUAAGGAAGUGUGUAUUGCAGCUUGGUCCAACUUUCAUUAAACUUGGUCAGUUAUCAUCAACAAGGUCAGAUCUAUUUCCACGUGAAUUUGUGGAUGAGCUCGCAAAAUUACAGGACAUGGUUCCUGCCUUCUCUCCUAAGAAAGCAAGAAAAUUCAUCGAGAGUGAAUUGGGAGCUCCCAUUAACAUAUUAUUUGAGGAGUUUGAAGAUCGGCCAAUUGCUGCUGCUAGUCUCGGUCAGGUUCAUCGUGCUAUUCUGCAUAAUGGGGAAAAAGUAGUCAUCAAAGUUCAAAGGCCUGGUCUGAAGAAGCUUUUCGACAUUGAUUUGAAAAACUUAAAGUUGAUUGCAGAGUAUUUUCAGAGAAGUGAAACUUUUGGUGGUCCACUUAGAGAUUGGAUUGGAAUAUAUGAAGAAUGUAAAACUAUUUUGUAUCAAGAAAUUGAUUAUAUAAAUGAAGGAAAGAAUGCUGACAGAUUCCGCCGAGAUUUUAGAAACAUAAAGUGGGUUCGGAUACCUCUGGUAUAUUGGGAUUAUACUGCUUUAAAGGUGUUGACCAUGGAGUAUGUACCAGGCAUCAAAAUAGACCAGGUGGAUACAUUAACUUCGCGUGGUUAUGAUCGAUUGCGUAUCUCAUCACGUGCUACGGAGGCGUACCUGAUUCAGAUAUUGAAAACAGGUUUCUUUCAUGCCGAUCCUCAUCCUGGAAAUCUUGCUAUUGAUGUGGACGAAGCAAUUAUUUAUUAUGACUUUGGCAUGAUGGGACAGAUCAAAUCUUUUACCCGGGAGAGACUGCUUGAACUUUUCUAUGCCAUAUAUGAAAAGGAUUCCAAAAAGGUUAUGCAACGCCUUAUAGAUCUCGGAGCCCUCCAACCUACUGGGGACUUGUCAUCAGUGAGGAGAUCUGUGCAGUUUUUCCUGGACCAUUUGCUAAGCCAGGCACCAGAUCAGGAGCAGACCCUUUCUGCAAUUGGGGAGGAUUUAUUUGCAAUAGCACAAGACCAACCAUUCCGUUUUCCAUCCACCUUUGCCUUUGUUCUCAGGGCGUUUUCAACACUUGAAGGCAUAGGUUACACACUGAAUCCAAAUUUCUCCUUUUCUAAGAUUGCUGCACCCUACGCACAGGAGCUUUUAGAGAUAAGGCAAAAGCAGCGCACUGCACCACAGCUUGUGGAGGAGAUAAGAAAGCAAGCAGAUGAUGCUACAACCUAUACCAUGUCAAUGCCAUACAGAGUUCAAAGAAUAGAAGAGUUUACAAAGCAACUUGAGGCAGGGGAUCUAAAACUUCGGGUCCGAGUGCUUGAGUCUGAAAGAGCUGCUCGGAAAGCAACGGGUUUACAAAUGGCAACUAUGUAUACCGUAUUAGGAGGAACUCUGCUAAAUCUUGGUAUCACUAUGAGCAGCCAAGGCAACAUAACUAUUGCGAAUGGAUCUUUCAUUGGUGCAGGUAUUUUUAUGACACUAUUUGUCAGAUCCAUGCAAAGGGUAAAAAUGCUUGAUAAGUUUGAGAAAAUGAUAUAAAUGGUUACCAACAAAUUCGAUUCUUUCAAACUUAUGUAAAGUUAUCCUCAUCUUCAUUUUCUUACUUGUAAUUUGUAAAUGUUCAAUUUUUUAAAUUACACAAGCAUAGCAAAUUUCACGAAUUUUACAGAAACAUGAUUUGAUGAUGACACUACAAGGCAUUUUAUGACUUCAAGACAAAGAGAAAAUCACAGUUUUCUAAGUGAGAAA
This is a messenger RNA of Glycine soja, 2532 nucleotides long. RefSeq names its product protein ACTIVITY OF BC1 COMPLEX KINASE 7, chloroplastic-like. The record is from RefSeq and is a predicted model, not a curated record. Gene Ontology annotation, biological process: regulation of response to reactive oxygen species. The transcript is spliced from 18 exons. Lineage: Eukaryota; Viridiplantae; Streptophyta; Magnoliopsida; Fabales; Fabaceae. Bases 232 to 2322 code for a protein of 696 amino acids.